Solea senegalensis (Senegalese sole) is the source of this 6397-nucleotide messenger RNA. It is a transcript of the gene runx1t1, whose product is annotated as RUNX1 partner transcriptional co-repressor 1. Gene Ontology annotation, molecular function: transcription corepressor activity. Bases 501 to 2408 code for a protein of 635 amino acids. The transcript is spliced from 11 exons. NCBI's taxonomy places the organism in Eukaryota, Metazoa, Chordata, Actinopteri, Pleuronectiformes, Soleidae. Gene Ontology annotation, biological process: DNA-templated transcription; negative regulation of DNA-templated transcription. The record is from RefSeq and is a predicted model, not a curated record. Gene Ontology annotation, cellular component: nucleus.
CCUGGCUCUGCUGCGCACCGCCGACUGGAGGCAGAGUGCAGCUACUCCGCAGAGAACAGGGAGCCCCGGUGCCGAGGCUGUCUGCAUUUAUUUCACUCACAUUUUAAAGACCGAUUUCUACGACCUUGAUUAACUCCACGUUCGAAAGAUUCCCGAGGAAAGUGCGAAGACGAGCCGAAAAAGAAUCCGAGGGUGUCGUGCGCACUGCUGCAUCCAUCCUCUCCAUCUCUUUCUCGUCUCUCCUCCUUCUCAGCCUCUUUUUCUUUCUUUUUUUUCUACAAGACUCUUCCAUCGUGCGUAAACCCAGUGGCUGUUCGUUCACUGUCCUCCUUCUUCAGUCGGAGUUUGAACCACGUUUCUGAGCUGCUGGAAGUGUACAACCAGAGAGCUGGCCGGACUCUGCCGCUUUCCUCCUCCCGACACAAGUGGACCAGAGACUGGAGCUCGCGCGCAAUCAGAAGGACUGGAAAUUAUUUAGCCCUCUCACAUCAACGAACCGUAUGGUGGGAAUUUCUGCCUCUUUUCAGUAUCGCACUGGGAAGCGCUCCACCAUGCCCGACUCACCUGCGGACGUCAAGACACAGUCCAGGUUGACCCCCCCUACCAUGCCGCCCCCACCCAGCACGCAGGGAGCACCACGCAACAGCUCCUACACCCCCACCACUUUAACGAAUGGCAGUAGCCACUCUCCGACGGCGCUCAACGGCGCUCCGUCUCCUCCCAACGGCUACAGCAACGGCCCCAGCUCCUCCUCCUCAUCCUCACUGGCCAACCAGCAGCUGCCGCCGGCCUGUGGCGCCCGGCAGCUCAGCAAGCUCAAGCGCUUUCUCACCACUCUACAGCAGUUUGGCAACGACAUCUCACCUGAGAUCGGCGAGCGGGUCCGCACAUUAGUGCUGGGACUAGUGAAUUCCACGCUAACCAUAGAAGAAUUUCACUCCAAGCUCCAAGAAGCCACCAACUUCCCCCUGCGACCUUUUGUCAUCCCCUUUCUGAAGGCCAACCUUCCGCUUCUUCAGCGAGAGCUGCUGCACUGUGCCAGGCUGGCCAAGCAGAACCCAGCUCAGUACCUGGCCCAGCAUGAGCAGCUGCUCCUGGACACCAGCACCACCUCCCCAGUCGACUCGUCUGAGCUCCUGCUGGACGUCAACGAGAACGGCAAGAGAAGGACACCAGACAGAACCAAAGAAAAUGGCUUCGAGCGAGACGGCACCCUGCACCCAGACGUUCACCCCAGCAAACGGCCCUGCACCAUAAGCCCCGCCCAGCGCUUCAGCCCGUCCAAUGGUCUCUCCUAUCAACCCAACGGCCUGCCACACCCAGGCCCGCUCCCGCCGCAGCACUACAGGCUGGACGACAUGGCCAUCGCCCACCACUACAGAGACAACUACAGACACUCCGCCUCCAAUCACCGGGAGGUCAGGGAGAGGGCCAGGUCCAUCGGUAUGCAUGCAGGGACCAGGCAGGAGGAAGUGAUUGACCAUCGGUUGACGGACAGAGAGUGGGCUGAGGAGUGGAAGCACCUUGACCAUGUAAGAAAACUGCUGAACUGCAUCAUGGACAUGGUGGAGAAAACGAGGCGCUCGCUGACUGUACUGCGGCGGUGCCAGGAAGCCGACCGCGAGGAGCUCAACUACUGGAUCCGACGAUACAGUGACGCCGAGGAGCUGAAGAAGGGCGCUGCUGCUAGUGGGCAGUCGAGGCAGCAGAGCCCCGCGGCACAGGAAAAUGCAACACAACCAGAAAUUCACAGGGAGCUGAUGCACCGGCCUGUGUCUGGCUAUGUCCCCGAAGAGAUCUGGAAGAAAGCUGGUGCGGGAGGCUUGACUUCCUCUGUAUCCACACUCUUUCCAGAAGAGGCAGUGAAUGAGGUAAAGCGACAGGCCAUGUCCGAGCUGCAGAAGGCCGUGUCGGAGGCCGAGCGCAAGGCCCACGAGAUGAUCAGCACCGAGCGGGCCAAGAUGGAGCGCACGGUGGCUGAGGCCAAGCGGCAGGCGGCCGAGGACGCGCUCUCCCUAAUCAACCAACAGGAGGACUCCAGUGAGAGCUGCUGGAACUGUGGCCGUAAGGCCAGCGAGACAUGCAGCGGCUGCAACACAGCGCGCUACUGUGGCUCCUUCUGCCAGCAUAAGGACUGGGAGAAGCACCACCACGUCUGUGGACAGACCCUGCAGGCUCAGCAGCAGCAGCAGCAGCAGCAGCAGCAACAGCAGCAGCAGCAGCAGCAGGCCAGUCAGCAGCAGGGGGGCAUCCCGGGGUCAGACAACCCUGCUCCCAUCAACUCAUCAGCCUGCACGCCCAGCAGCGGGACAGGGAGUCCGGCUGCUACCCCGCCUGCUGCGACCCCUCGCUCCUCCACUCCCAGCACCCCGUCCUCCUCCUCCGCCCUGGAUGGCACACCACGUUAAGAGACUCGAAACCGAGGAGCGAGGCGAAGGCCCAGGAGGGCUAACAGCCAGCUCUCACCCCCACAAACAGCAUGACUGUCUACACUGCCUUGCAAAGAUGCUAAGCUACCGUGGCUCACUGCUUCUGUCUAUCGUGCAGCGUAGUCAUAGGAGGAGGUCCAUAAUCAGGUCAUAUUGACUUGUCACGUCUUUAAAGAAACACAAAGAUAUUCUUUGUUUUGAAUGAAUGAAUUUAAAUAUUGACAUCCUUUUCUCUUUACACUUGCUAUUCUCGUCGUCUGUUUGUCAUUGUGCCCGUUGUUGUUGUUGCCGUUGCCGUCAUUGUAGCUUGUCUUAUUUUCUCCUGUAUAUACGAGACUGAGACUGAGCAGAGAUAGCCGUGAACUCUAAACAAGUAUAUCUGACCUCCCUCUCUUUUUGUUGUUGUUUUUGUUUUUUGUUUCGUUUUCUUCCAUCCUUGAAUUAACUCUUAUUUACUUUAUGUCCCCGGGACACGAGAUCUGUCAACCUCAACAAGGCAUUUUACCAAGCAACAUACCAAGGGAAUACAACUCGCUGGCGGAAUGUCGUUCGGCUUUCUUUGAAAUUCGAUUUAAAAACUGACAGAAACACUGAUGAAUGGAUACAUAAACAAAAUUGCUGCCUGGAGAAGGGAGAGGGAUGAAGUGAGUCUCUGGUCCACAGACUGCCGUGAAAUGGGCAGAUGUGCGGCAGAUUGCAAGCAGAGCAAGCUGUUCAACCAAUGUUAUUUCCCUCUCACUUGUAAUAAUAUCCAGGUCAGUGGGCUGGGAAAUACAAGUCCGUCUCCCUGAAGGAUGUAAGAGGAUACAAAACUUUGCCCACUGCACAUGUGGAGGGUGUACUGACUACAAUUCACAUGGGCCACAGGCGCUCUCUCUAACAGGAAGUGAAGUCAUCGUCCGCUCCCCGCUGAGACUGUCCCCUCGCAGGCAGCACACUGGGACACACUCCCCCCCAACUGUCUCGACCCUGAGAGACAUUUUCAUCUCUCUUCAUGUUCUUUUUGUAUCGGUGUCAUGGUGUUUAAGGCUUCUGUCCUGUGGUGUCAUCAAUGGUUAUUUAUUGUAUGUGUUGGACAGCUGUGACGACGCAUAGUGCUUCAACCAGUCACAGUCCUUCAUAACUCUCUCUCUCUCUCUCUCUCUAGCUGGAGCAAAAAGAGAUAAAAAAAAGAAAAGAAGAAGUGUUAUCUUCCCCCCUCCCAAGCUGCUUUUCUAUUCUGUGUGUCAGUGGUAGAUCCCUCGUAGUCACAAUAAGUUUUACUUCCCGUUGUCCUCAAGAAAAAGACAGAAGCUAUAUCUCAGAGCUGCUACUUGAGUCCGACCUUGAUCUUUUCUGAGAACUAGCAUGUUGCGCGGAAUGCUUAUCUAAAUGUUUUGUACACGGGACAUACAUUAAUGUAUUUGCACUGUCACAGAGGUUAUUUCGGCAUGCUUCUUUUCAGCAUACUUGUGUUGUCGGUAUAGAGCCAUACUUCUUCUGCCAUUUUGUAUGUAGUGGUAGCAUAAUCCGGUUUUACUUUACUUUUUUGGGGGGGCGGAUGUAAAAUCACUAAACCCACUUUUUAUUUUAUUAUUAUUAUUAUUGUUACUCUCACCUUGCUAAGAAAAGCAGCCAUAAAGUUUGUUUUGUUUCUUUAUUUUUUUCCCCUAAUAUUUAAACUUACAGACAGUGCAUGCACAUUACUGAGCGUUUGUUAAAGUGUUUGUUAUUUUUUAGAAAAACUCAAAAGUGACCAAAAAAAAAAAAAAGGCAAAAACAAAACACAAAAAACGUACUCUUAACAAAGGAACUUUCCAAAUACAGAGGUGUAGACUCCGAUUGACAGCUUUAACACUGCAAAGCACCAGGUAACACACACACAGUAGAUUAAAAAACAAAACAACAAAAAACAGCCAAAGACUGACACCAAGGACCAAAAUCCUGAUUUUAAAAAAGUUUCAGUAGAGGUUUGAUUGUGCAUAAAAACAAUUUGGUCAUUUAUUUCUGCCAGACAUCGUUUGCUCAUUCACAGAACAAAUCCACGUCCAGCGUCAUGAAAAUCAUCCUUUAUUAUUCUGGAAAGUGGAAGCACUCAUGUUGCAUUGUGGAGUGAGGAAGGUGUGAAUCGAACACAGCGGUGUUACAUUUUACCUGGAGCAAUAAUAACUAAUGUCACAUGCACACUCGUAACUCCUGUGACCAUUUUUUCCCUCUAUAUCUCGUGUGCAUUUCCUCAUUUCACAGACGUCCGAUUAAAUGUCCAUUUCAGCUUUAAGCAGUUAAUUUCUUUAUUUAUAAAGAGGUGAAUGUGAAGCGGAGCUUUCCCUCCCAACACCAUUUACAGCUGUUUUAUAUUUAUUUAUAUCAGAGUUAUGUCUUCUUCUUUUUUUUUUGGAUAGAUAAUCAUUCACAGCUUUGCUGUAAAUCCUCACACAAACCUCUUAUUCACAGUAAGAGAGCACUUAACCCUGACGCACACAAAGGCUCUUCACCCCAAACACCUUGGUGCUACACAGACGCGCGUUGCAAAUUCUGACCUCAAGGAAUAAGUGGAAGCCCAAAAAGGUUCUGGGCCAUUUUCUCCCUCUGUACUUCCUCAACUCUCCCUUCUUGUCUAACUGAACUACACACCUGCAUUUCUUUUUUUUCUUUUUUUGUUAAACAAUCCAAAAAGGUGUCUAACACCCGACUCACAAUUCCUCAGAAGCUGUGAAGGAACAGCCAAGCUGUUUUUACACUUGUGUAUAUGAAAGUACACAACAAAUAAUGUGUGUUCAUCAUUAUCAGGGCAAAACCUGGGUUUAAAAAAAAAAAAAAAUGAAGACAAAUAUUAUUGCUCGGUGAUUCUUUGAGAAGCUUUUUUUUCUUAGUUUCUUCCCUCCUCUAUGUGUGUUUUGCUACAAAUUCCUCGGUGGCAAACAAGUCUCACUCUACCUCUUACAGCACGAAAAGAGCGUCAGUCAUGCACUGAUACUGGUCUAGUUGAAACCAAAUGGGCACAAGAAAAACAGGAAAAUAAACCCAAAGUUGAAGCUCAUACAGCUGCAAAACCAUAUCACUACUUGGUAACAAUGCAGACCUCAUAAAUAAAUGAAACAUAAAUGAAUAGAAAUGAGAAAAAAAACAAAAACGGGGGGAAACAAACUUGUUACGUUCCUUUAUGCCUGUGGCAUUUCUAGAUUACAUCAAAAGUGUUUGAACAGAUUUUUGUUUCUAAAGUGCUAAUUUUAAAGAAAGGUGUUGUUGAAUCCUAUUACAAUGGCACAAACUAAAGUUACAGAAGUGUUUCUCUCGCUCUCACUCUUUUUCUCCCCUGUGUCCCCUCCAUUUCUCCUUUUCUCUUCUCUGUUGUAAAGACAUGCUAAAGUGCUUGUCGACCUGUCAGCUGAGGUAAAUUCAAAAGGGGGAUAUUAAAAAAAAAGGAAAAACUGCUAAAAAAAAAAAAAAAAAGGACAAAAAACAAACAAAAAAGACUAAGGCUAUGAAUUUAGGCAUGCCUGUUUUUCACAAUGGGAGGAAAUGUUAUUUAAAUUUCUUACUCAACAGGAAACAUCGGGGACAUAAUAAUGUGGGGCCAACAGUGAAAUGGCCGUAGCAUUAAUCUGGGGAGUGAGUUGAAGUUAAUGGGUGGGAGGGUUGUUUUUUUUUGUUUCUGUUUUGCAUUCUCUUAAGAAAAUUUAUUGUGGAAAAAAAGAGUUCAAAUGAUUUGAAGUUGUUGUGCAAUACUUAAUUGAGACAUGUAAACCACAGGUUAGUGGUAGGCUGACACUGAGCGGUCUUUCCAUCGCUUAGGGUCAGUGUCCUCUAGAGAGCUUUCCAGUCUACUAUGUCAGAACUGUGGUUUCUUGUUGAUUUUUUUUUUCUUUUAGUUUCUUUUUUUUAUUCUUUUUGGGCUGUAAACUAUGGUCUGUCAGUCUGUGAAAAUUUGCAGUAUAAUUCUGGUAUUGUUGUUAUCUUUACGGUGUAAUAAAUAUGUUAAUACCUGA